Xylona heveae TC161 is the source of this 1351-nucleotide messenger RNA. RefSeq names its product deoxycytidylate deaminase. Lineage: Eukaryota; Fungi; Ascomycota; Xylonomycetes; Xylonales; Xylonaceae. The record is from RefSeq and is a predicted model, not a curated record. Bases 115 to 1149 code for a protein of 344 amino acids. Gene Ontology annotation, molecular function: zinc ion binding; hydrolase activity. The transcript has 8 exons.
CGUUUAUUGUGCCAGAAUCACACAUUUCCAACCUACCUGAUCUAUGAUUUCUGUUGUACAUGUAUUAGAUUCCAGUUGUUUUUAAAGUCUUUUUUCUGUUUUAUAAAAAUUAAGAUGCUGAUAGGUCUUUGUGGAGGGAUCUGCGCCGGCAAGAGUUCUGUGGCCGAGUAUCUCGUAGAAGAGUACGGGUUCCGGAGGCUGCGCCUCAGAAAUGCUGAGAGCUUGGCUUUCAAUGAAGAAAAACUUGAAGCGAGACAACCCCUUCAUGCCACUAAUGGCUCAACUGGUCAAGAAUAUGCAUUCAGCGACAUUGACAGCCUGAUCAAUUUUGUCACAAAGCGAUGGCGAGAACGAUGGCUUAUCACAGAUAUCUGGAAUGAAGCUGUGCUAGACUCGCUCCUCAGACGACCUUUUUUCUUCCUGCUCAGCGUUGAUGCUCCAGUAAGUGUAAGAUGGAAGAGAUACAAGGAGAGGUGUCUUCAGCGCUCAGAAAUCCCUCCAACUCUGGAAGAUUUCGUGAUUCGCAGUGAUGCACAUCUUUUUGAUCCUGUGUUGGGACUAGCAAAGUUGAUUGAUCGCGCGCAAGUGCGUCUAAUAAACCCGACAUCUUCACCGAGUGAUCUACAUCUUGCCCUUCAAAAUCUAGACUUGACAAACGAGGAACGACUGAGACCAAGCUGGGAUCAGUAUUUCAUGGAACUAGCAUCCCUGGCUUCUCAGCGCAGUAAUUGUAUGAAGAGGAGAGUUGGGAGCGUCCUCGUAAGGGAACGGAGGGUGAUCAGCACGGGUUACAACGGCACGCCUAGGCAUUUGAAGAAUUGCAAUCAAGGGGGAUGUCCUAGGUGCAACGACGGCAACAAUGCCGGCAUGGGGCUUGCCACCUGUUUGUGUAUACACGCCGAAGAGAACGCGCUUCUUGAAGCGGGAAGAGAGCGAAUUCGGGAAGGAUCCGUCUUGUACUGUGACACAUGCCCAUGUUUGACUUGCAGCAUUAAGAUCGUACAAGUCGGAAUUUCCGAGGUAGUGUAUAGUCAGAGUUACAGUAUGGAUGCCGAGGCAGCUACCAUCUUUCGAGAGGCAGGGGUCCACCUGAGGCAGUAUUCACCUCCUCGAAAAGGUCUUGUUUUCCUUGCGGGCGCCUCCCAUUAAAUUUGAAGUACUGGUUGCGGAUUAUCUUCGGGCAUAUUACAGAGCACUGGCAGUAUAAUCAAGAUCCCUGGAAUUGCAUUGAUUUGGGACUUGCAAAUUUCUUCCGGAUUCCAGGAAGCAUUCUUUGGAAUAUCAGUUGCUUCAAGGUUCUGUCGUAGUGGUGCUGGGCCAGUUUCGAAAACCUUUUCUCCCAUUCUUUUCU